Messenger RNA from Phoenix dactylifera (date palm), 2017 nucleotides. RefSeq names its product 1-aminocyclopropane-1-carboxylate synthase 7. Gene Ontology annotation, molecular function: pyridoxal phosphate binding; transaminase activity. The record is from RefSeq and is a predicted model, not a curated record. Gene Ontology annotation, biological process: amino acid metabolic process; biosynthetic process. NCBI's taxonomy places the organism in Eukaryota, Viridiplantae, Streptophyta, Magnoliopsida, Arecales, Arecaceae.
UUCCGUGUAUUGAAAUGGGAAUGGGGAUCUCAGCUGUCCCAAGAGACAAAACACCUUUUCAAAAAGGGAAGCUUGAUAUUGCUCAGCUGUCCCAAGAGACAAAACACCUUUUGAAAACGAGAAGCUUGAUAUUGCUCAGACGCAGCCGAUCAUUAGCUGCCUUAAAUUUUAAUAUCAUUUCGGUGCAAUUGGUGUGGCCUCGGAGUUUGAGCUUCUCUCGUGCCAUUUAUAAAUAUGGGCCCUUUGGAGAAUCUUCCCAUUGGCAUCGAUCAGUUCCUUUGCACGGUUUCCUUCUUAAUUGAAAUCCGACUUCUUCUACGGAGGGGUGUGAAACUUCCACUCAUGGGGGUCGAGUUUGGUGUUCUGCUGUCGGAAAUUGCAACCUCCGACGCACAUGGUGAAGACUCCCCUUAUUUUGCUGGAUGGAAAGCCUAUGAUGAAGAUCCUUAUGAUGCUGUCAGCAAUCCUUCAGGAGUCAUUCAGAUGGGAUUGGCAGAAAACCAAGUUUCAUUUUAUCUACUGGAGAACUAUUUGGAGCAACACCCAGAAAUAUCCAACUGCGAAAGUGGAAUCUCUAGCUUUAGAGAGAAUGCCUUAUUUCAAGACUACCAUGGGCUCAAAACAUUCAGAAAGGCAAUGGCGAGUUUUAUGGAGCAAAUAAGAGGGGGGAGAGCGAAAUUUGACCCCGACCGCAUUGUUCUCACCGCAGGCGCCACCGCAGCAAAUGAGUUGCUGACCUUCAUCUUAGCAGACCCAGGAGAUGCUUUGCUAAUUCCUAUUCCUUACUACCCAGGAUUCGAUAGAGAUCUAAGAUGGCGAACUGGAGUGCACAUAAUCCCAGUCCACUGCAACGGCUCGAAUGGCUUCCAAAUCACUGUGAAAGCCUUGGAAGAAGCAUAUGCUGAAGCAGGAGCUGCGAACAUCAGAGUCAGAGGACUUCUGCUGACAAAUCCAUCGAACCCCCUAGGAACUGCAAUCACAAGGUCUGUUCUUGAAGAGAUCCUAGACUUCGCUACGCAAAAGGACAUCAACUUGAUAUCAGACGAGAUCUACUCGGGUUCCGUAUUCUCCUCGGCCGAGUUUGUGAGCAUGGCUGAGAUUGUUGAAGCCCGGGGUUAUGAAAAUUCUGACAGGGUUCACAUUGUCUAUAGCCUUUCCAAGGAUCUUGGUCUGCCUGGCCUUAGGGUGGGGACAAUAUACUCGUACAACAAUAAAGUAGUGACGACGGCUAGAAGAAUGUCCAGCUUCACACUCGUCUCAUCCCAGACUCAAAAGAUGUUGGCCUCAAUGCUAUCUGAUAGGGAGUUCACGGAGAAUUACAUAAAGACAAAUAGGGAGAGUCUUAGGAAGAGGCACGAGUAUAUUACUGAAGGGCUAAAGAACGCCGGUAUUGAGUGCUUGCAGGGGAAUGCUGGUCUCUUUUGCUGGAUGAAUCUUGGGCCAUUGCUCGAAGAGCCCACAAGAGAAGGUGAACUGAGCCUUUGGAAUUUGAUACUGCAUGAGGUUAAACUCAACAUAUCCCCAGGAUCUUCAUGCCACUGUUCUGAAGCUGGUUGGUUUAGGGUGUGCUUCGCUAAUAUGAGCCAGCAGACACUAGAUAUUGCACUCAGGAGAAUACAUGCAUUCAUGGAGAAAAGGAAGACAACAAAAGGGCAAGCUUUGCGGUGAUUUUUUAUCUUUCACCUACCUAUAUUCUUUUGAUUGUAACAUCAUCUCUCUCUCUCUCUCUCUCUCUCUCUCUCUCGUGGGAAGAGGUUAUAUUUUGGAGAAGGUUAUAUUUAAAGUACCUCCUCCUCUUCUUUUUUUUUUUUUUUGUACUCCAAACAAAUUCAAACCCUCCAUCCUUAAAAGUUAAGUAGGGUCCCUACCUGUCGAGCAAAGAACCAAGUUGCCAACAUAUAUAGUAUUUCUCGAGAAAAGUCAACCAUGUAAUAUGAACGAUUCUGUGACGACAAGGAAAUAAAGUUCCUUUCUUUUUGAAUAAUAGUACCCUCCGGAAAAGAAUCUAUAAACUUCA